Molecule: messenger RNA, 2155 nt
Organism: Eucalyptus grandis
Lineage: Eukaryota; Viridiplantae; Streptophyta; Magnoliopsida; Myrtales; Myrtaceae
Product: BTB/POZ domain-containing protein At5g60050
Exons: 2
Coding region: 476-2095 (539 amino acids)
Source: RefSeq, a predicted model, not a curated record
UUUUAGAAGGUGGCAAAUAAUCAAAUCGUCUCCUUGUUCCCCUGUCUCUCUUUUAACCAAUAACAAAAAGAUAAUCUCCAUCUCGCGCUCCUCCCCACCAUCCCAUCACGCUCCCAGCUGCUACUGCUUCAUUUCAGAUCCAAGAACCCUUUUCUUUACUUUCCUUUCCUUCCCUUCCCUUCCCUUCCCUUCCUUCUUGGAUUCUUCUCCCUCUCCCUCUCUCCAUCUCCCUGCGCCAUUGCUGGGAGCGCAUUUCAAUUUUCAGUACCGCUUUCUCUCUCCACUGCCCACCAAGAAAAAGGUAAACUAUAACUAAAGUGGUCUGUCUGCCCAUCACCAAGUUUCUUGCUUUUUGCGAAACAAUGCAGCGGCUUUCUUGAAUUCUUCGUCCUCUGCUCGGCUCGGUCAAUUCUUGUUUGGAUCGGUCCAAGAAAGUCUCAACACCCCUUUCCUCUUUCUCUCGCUCUCGCUUUCAAUGGCCGCGGAGGAUGGGCUCAGAUCAAGAGAGGUCUCUGCAAUGAUAAAGCAAGGCUUCAUCCCCAGCCAGGCUCUCUCGUUCUCCCCUUCAAGACCCGUCACCACCAAUGCUUCUUCCCUGGCGAGAGGACCCUUUCACUCCCCCUCCUCUUCUCCCUCCAAGACCCUCUCGUCUCCUUCCCCACCCCACUUCUCCGCCUCCGCCUCCGCCUCCUCCGCCGAGCCGGCUCAGCAGGUCCUGACUCGCCCGACUCUCUUCGAAAUGAUGUCCCAGGAACAGCACCGCCUCGAGUCCUCCAAUGCCCUCAAGUCCAGGCUGUCGAAGAUCCUGUCCAACGCGCCGUUCGUCAACAGCAUUGUGGCGAACAGCGUCGAAAGUGAUGGCGAUUUGGGUUUUGGAUCGGGUGAUGUGAGGCUCACGGUGGUCUCGCGGGACGGGUUUAGCGUUUCCAUGGACGUGCACGGGCGGGUUUUGGCGGAGAAGAGCCGGUACUUCGCCGAGAAGUUGAGGCGGGACCGGGGGGUUUCGCAUUCCGUGGACAUUGAGAUUAGCGAAUGUGAUGAUCUUGAGGUGUAUGUGGAGACGGUGGUUCUGAUGUACUCGGAGGAUCUGAAGAAGAGAUUGAUUGGAGAGGGCGUUGAUAAAGUUUUGGGUUUGCUCAAGGUAUCUUCUGCUAUUAUGUUUGAUAUCGGGAUAAGUGCAUGCUUGGAGUAUUUGGAAGCUGUUCCAUGGUCCAAUGAUGAAGAAGAGAAAGUUGUGUCUCAUCUUAGGCAACUUCAGCUUCAUGACUCAGCGGCUGAAGUUCUGCACAGAGUGUCAGCUGAGCCAUCCACAUCUUCAAGAACAGAUGAUAUAUUCUUAAGACUGCUGAGUGGGGUUUUACAGGCUAAGGAUGAUAAAGCUCGCCGAGAAAUGAAGAGCUUAAUUUCACGGUUGCUGAGGGAAGAAGCAUCUGAUUGCAGUAGUGAUAUUGAUGUCUCUCGAGACAGUCUUUAUCAUCUUUGCCAUCGAUGUCUUAGUUCGCUUAUUCUAUGCCUAUCUGAAGCUGCAGGGCCUGAUGAAAAAAAGCGAGAUCGAGGGACUUUGAUGGCAGAGAUAGCCCGGGAGGCUGACAAUGUGCACUGGAUUGUUGAAAUUCUAAUUGACAAAAAUAUGGGAGAUGAGUUUGUGAAGUUAUGGGGAGAUCAGAAGGAACUUGCCAUUCUUCAUUCAAAAAUACCUACCGUUUAUCGACAUGAAAUUAGCCGAGUAACUGCACAACUUUGUGUUGCAAUGGGGAAAGGACUUAUCUUGGUGCCAAAAAACACUCGGCUUUCUUUGCUCUCUACCUGGCUUGAAGCCCUCUAUGAGGAUUUUGGAUGGAUGAGGAGGGCUUCAAGAUCGAUGGAUAAGAAGCUACUUGAAGAUGGUCUUGGACAAACGAUUCUGACCCUUCCCUUGCCACAACAGCAAGCUAUUUUUCUCAAUUGGUUUGAUAGAUACUUAAACAAGGGUGACGAUUGCCCUGAUAUUCAGAAGGCAUUUGAGAUUUGGUGGAGAAGAGCUUUCAUAAGGCAGCAUGGGCCUGAACUGAAUAAUUCUCAUUUGCAAAUAACUGUAUGUGGAUACCCGAACUGAAUAAAGCCGCAAAGAAUCAAUUGUACAUGCAAUUUUUUCAGUCCAUGUCUGUUUUGCCUA